AUGGCUCCUAAUGUAAUGUUUUUAAUGGAGACAAAGAAUGAUGAUGCCUUUAUCAAUAAGAAACUGAUCUCCUUACGUUAUUCACAGUAUUUUUCGGUUCCACCUGUUGGCCUCAGUGGUGGGCUCUCUCUCCUGUGGAACGAUGAUACAGAUAUAACAAUUCUUGAAUCCUCUCCCAAUGUAAUAGACACGAGAAUUGUAUAUCAAGGAACCACUUCCUUUGUUUCAUUCGUGUAUGGAGCUCCCGCAGCGGAAAACAGAGCGGCUUUUUGGGAUAAGCUAAGCGCAAUAGGACAAGGCAGAGAUGAUGAACCUUGGCUAAUCACCGGAGACUUCAACGAUAUUCUGAAUAAUGCAGAAAAGAUAGGCGGCCCAGCCAGAGCAGAGGGCUCUUUUACUACCUUUCGAUCUUUUGUGGCACAAAACGGCUUAUGGGACCUUAAACACUCAGGGGAGCAAUUGUCGUGGAGGGGAAAUCGAUACACUCACUUCAUACGAUCAAGACUAGAUCGUUCCAUGAGUAACUGCUCCUGGGCAGAAUCCUUUCCCUUAGGCAGAUGUCGCUACUUACGAUUUGAAGGAUCAGACCAUAGGCCUCUUCUGACCUAUUUUAACAACGAUAAACCAAAGAGAAAGGGAGUGUUCCGGUUCAAUAGAUCUCUAACGGAACAGGAAGAGGUCACGGGAGUAAUAGACUCAGCUUGGAAUGAAUCUCCACUGGAAUCAGUUAUUUUAAAAUUGAACAGAUGCCGGCGAGGCAUUAUUCAAUGGUCAAAGGAGAAGCAAGCUCAGAGUAACUUGGUCAUCAAGCAGAACCAAGAGGCCCUAGAGGGGGCGCUGUCUAGCGCUACACCUGAUGUUUUACUUAUUGAGUCCCUUAACUCCAAGCUCCGCGAAGCGUACACGGCUGAAGAACAGUACUGGCAACAAAGGAGUAGGAUUCAGUGGCUAAAGAAGGGAGAUAGAAACACGGGUUUCUUUCACGCGGCGACAAGAACCAGAAGGGUGAUCAAUUCAAUCCCAGUCAUUGAAGAUUCUCAAGGAGGGGCAGUAUAUGAAGAACAACAGAUUGUGGGAGUGAUUUCAAGUUACUUUACACAAAUCUUCACAUCAAAUGGCAAUGCUUCUUUCAGCCAGAUUCGAGGACUGCUAACUCGGAAGGUUACGCCGGAAAUGAAUGAGUACUUGACUGCUAUACCGAGUGAUUCGGAAAUUAGAGAUGCAAUGAGAUCGAUCAACGGGGGCAAGGCACCGGGACCGGAUGGUUUUUCAGCCACCUUUUACCAAUCAUAUUGGCAUAUAGUGGGCAAGGACGUCAUUACGGAUGUGCGGAACUUUUUCACUUCAAACCUGCUGCAGCCACAACAGAACGAGACGCAUAUCAGGUUGAUUCCGAAGAUUAUGGGACCAAAAACAGUGGCAGAUUAUAGGCCCAUUGCCUUGUGCAACACGCAUUACAAAAUCAUUGCCAAAAUACUCACUCGACGGCUUAAACCUCUACUGCCUCUACUCAUAUCCAACACUCAGUCCGCCUUUGUAGCAGGAAGAUCUAUAACCGAUAAUGUUCUCAUCACACAUGAAACACUCCACUAUCUACGGACCUCGGAGGCAAAAAAGCAUUGCUCCAUGGCCGUGAAAACGGACAUGAGUAAAGCUUACGAUAGAAUCGAGUGGAGUUUUGUGAGAGAGGUGCUACAGCAGCUCGGUUUUGAUCCGAAAUGGAUCUCCUGGAUCAUGACGUGCAUAGAGUCUGUCUCUUACUCCUUCUUGAUCAAUGGGAUACCGCAAGGUUCAGUGCUCCCAUCGCGUGGCUUGCGGCAAGGCGACCCGUUAUCACCGCACAUCUUCAUACUAUGUACGGAGGUACUAUCAGCUCUAUGUGCAAAGGGGCAGGAAGACGGAUCCUUGGCGGGGGUUAAGGUCUCCCGUAACAGCCCACCGAUCAAUCAUUUACUCUUCGCCGACGACACUAUGUUUUUUUGUAAAUCUAAGGCGACGUGUGUGCAAGCUCUGAAACAGAUUCUCGUGGUAUACGAGGAGGUCUCCGGACAAAAGAUUAAUCCCAUGAAGUCGGCCAUUACUUUUUCGGCAAAAACGCCAGCUACGGUUAGAGCAAGGGUGAAGGAUGCUCUGGGCAUCUCUCUUGAAGGAGGUAUCGGGAAAUAUUUGGGCCUUCCCGAACAGUUUGGUCGGAGGAAAAAAGACAUAUUUGCCUCAAUCUUGGAUAGGAUAAGACAGAAGGCGCAUAGUUGGACUUCGAGACAAUUAUCGGGAGCCGGAAAACAAAUCAUGCUCAAGUCCGUUCUCGCUGCGAUGCCCUGUUAUGCCAUGUCGUGUUUCAAGCUCCCUAUCUCCCUGUGCAAUCAAAUACAGUCCCUGCUCACUCGCUUUUGGUGGGAUGCAAUCCCGGAUAAGAAGAAGAUGUGUUGGGUAUCUUGGGAAACCAUGACGUUACCAAAGUACGCGGGUGGACUUGGGUUCCGAGAUAUUGAGAUUUUUAAUGAUGCGCUUCUUGCAAAGAUAGGAUGGAGAUUAAUCAAAGAGCCGACAUCUUUAUUAGCUCAAGUACUGUUGGGGAAAUAUGCAAAGAACCAAGACUUCCUACACUGUCAGGUACCCAAGUCGGCCUCUCAUGGGUGGAGAAGCAUAAUGGCUGGUAGAGACUUGCUGCGCCAAGGUCUGAGUUGGGUUGUUGGAGAUGGAGCGAAGAUACGGGUCUGGGAUGAUCCAUGGUUAGCUUUUGACACUCCGACAAAACCAUUUGGUCCGUCAACGGAGGAAGACAGGCUUCUCAGAGUUAGUGACCUUUUAUGCCCGCUUUCAAACAAGUGGGAUGUGGAGAAGAUACGUAGGUAUAUACCUCAGUAUGAGGAGACUAUUCUGAAGAUUAAAACCAGUUCAACACCUGCAGUGGAUACUUUAUUCUGGCUACCUGAGAAGACUGGUAACUACACUGUUAAAACAGGGUAUGGUAUUGGGAGGACAUCAUUGGUAACAGGAGAGACCAAUUCGGAUCCUGUCAACUGGCUCAAGCAUAUUUGGAAUCUAAAAACAGCACCAAAGCUGAAGGAUUUCUUAUGGAGACUGGUUCGAAAGGCUAUCCCUGUUAGCGCCAAUUUAGAAAGAAGAGGAGUGGCGAGCUUCAGGUGCAAGAAGUGUGAUGGGCAAGAGGAUGAUCUUCAUGUUUUUCUAACUUGUCCAAUAGCGAUCGAUGUAUGGAACCAGUCGCCGAUGCUGCAUCCGCCACCAACAUCUCUCACAACAGUUGCAGAGUUGAUCAAACAAGGAUCCCAGUAUACUCCAUUGCCACCUACGGGAGUGACUACCCCACUGUGGCCAUGGGUGUUGUGGAAUUUGUGGAAGGCUAGGAAUCAUCUCUUAUAUGAAAACAGAGUAUUUACUGCAGCAGAUAUUGUUCUCAAAAGCAUAAAGGACGCCAAGGAAUGGUCCGAUGCGCAACUGGAAAAUGAGGUGAUAAUACCUCGAGAUAUCCUACUCCACCGAAAUCAGAAUCGAUCUCCACGCCCCCCACCUGAGUUUCCUAAUGGCGUGUUGAUUGUUAAUGUUGAUGCGGCAUGGGACGCAAAGACGGGAGGUUGUGGAAUUGGAGCAGUGUACUCAGGGGAUGUCUCAGAUAAACCCCCUGUAAUGGCUGAAGCUCACAGUCACGUUACGUCGGCACUCAUGGCAGAAGCCAUUGCUGUUCAUCGCGCGGUCGCAAGCGCUGUCUAUUCAAACGUCCGAUCCCUGGCGGUUCUAUCUGAUUCUCUUUCCCUAAUCAACUUGUUGAAGACCGGAGGAUAUCAACCUGAACUGUUCGGUAUCAUAUGUACAUUGGUCUUGAAAUGGACUGCCUCUUUUGUACCUUGCUUGAUCUUCAAGUUACCUACCAGAGAGUCCAUUAUCAUCGCCGUGAUUAUGAACUAUAAGGGUUUUGUUGACCUAUGCUUCGUUGAAGGCGCCCUCGAUAGAUCGAAUCUGUCGCACGCAACGUACACGUUCUUGAUGAUGUACGUGCUAUUGAACGCGGGGAUUUUACCUACUGUUGUGAAAGCACUAUACGAUCCAAAGAGGAAGUAUAUUGGAUACGUAAAGAGAGACGUUAUGCAUAUAAAACCAAAUUCAGAUCUCAAGAUACUAACGUGUUUGCACAAACCAGACAACAUCUCAGGCAUGAUCUCGCUGCUUCAGCUGUUUUCUUCUCCGCACAACAACGAGAACAAAGACAAGGGAGUUAUCGCGGUCACGGUGUUACACCUCGUGGAACUAGCGGGACGUGCGUUUCCUAUCUUAGUACCACAUGACAAGCGUUCUAAGCCACGCCUGCUUCAAAACUCUUACAUCCAGACAAUGAUGCUCGCGUUCAACGAGUUCCAGCAAGAGAAUCUAGGAACAACGACAGUUAACUCCUUCACAGCUUUCUCUCUCGAGAAUCUAAUGGAUCAGGACAUUUGUAAUCUCGCUUUAGACAACCUCACGUCGAUGAUCAUUACACCUUCUGGACGAAAAUGGUCACCUGAUGGAUCAUAUGAAUCGGAUGAUGUUAUGAUCCGACGUGUGAAUAUGUCUCUCCUCGACCUUGCUCCUUGUUCAGUUGGUGUACUCAAUAACCGAAGGUAUCGCAAAUCGAAGAGCAAUAAAAGGAGUAGUACGGUCAAAGUUGGUGUGAUCUUCAUUGGUGGUAAAGAUGACUGGGAAGCCGCCUCCAUUGCGAAAUGGAUGAGACAGAACCCGAGGGUGCGUCUCACGGUGAUCAGAUUCUUGUCUGGUCAAGAACCAGACAAGUCCAAGAACUGGGAACACCUUGUUGAUAACGAGGUCUUGAAUGAUUUGAAAGCAACAUACGACUCCGCUGAAAAUUUCUCCUAUGCGGAGAAGAUAAUCAAAGGUGGUCCCGCGGUGGCCACUGCCGUUAGAUUAGCCGCGGAAGGAGAUGAUUUGAUGAUUGUAGGAGAUCACGGCGAGGAUUCACUGGAUUACUCGGGUUUGGUGGAGUGGAUGGAGCUUCCGGAGUUAGGAGUCAUCGGAGAUUUGCUUGCAUCUAAGGAGCUAGAAACUAGGGUUUCUGUUUUAGUCGUUAAACAGCAGCAACAACAUGAAUGA
This is a messenger RNA of Raphanus sativus (radish), 5103 nucleotides long. RefSeq lists its product as uncharacterized. Gene Ontology annotation, molecular function: catalytic activity. The record is from RefSeq and is a predicted model, not a curated record. NCBI's taxonomy places the organism in Eukaryota, Viridiplantae, Streptophyta, Magnoliopsida, Brassicales, Brassicaceae.